Messenger RNA from Dreissena polymorpha, 10065 nucleotides. RefSeq lists its product as uncharacterized. The transcript has 3 exons. The coding region runs from base 2110 to 10065 and encodes 2651 amino acids. Lineage: Eukaryota; Metazoa; Mollusca; Bivalvia; Myida; Dreissenidae. The record is from RefSeq and is a predicted model, not a curated record.
AAAAUGCGCUAACGCACGUCAGAAAGCACAUUAAAGACACUGUUGGUCCUAUUGAAGACAAUUAAAAUGUUCACACUUAGCUUAAUUUGUUUGCAGAAAGUAACUUCCAUAAAGGCAAUUACUAACUGUACACGUGGAAAACAGACGUUGUUUCAGUUCGGUAGAUGUUUCAAAGUUUGACACGCACAUGCAAACUACCGAAGUUGUAAAGCCUUACUGUUUGUAAAGUUUGCCUUUGUUCAUUUUAAUAUCUUGAAGUUCAAUCGAAUCAGCAAUUAAUACAAAUAAUUAAAGUUAUUAUAUAAAAGUUCUUUAAAUCAGCAAUUCCUCCAAAUACUUCAAUUGAAUUUGAAAUGAUGCAUUAAGAGGCAGAGCAUUUUAUUUAACAAGUAUAAUACAUUCAGUAUUGAAAUACAGAAAUGUAAUAGUUAUUGUCUUAUCAUAAGAUUAUUUAUUUUUUUAACAAUUAUUAAAUUAAAAUGCUCCCAUCCGCGAGACGACAACGCUUUCACUAUGUACAGAAGCAGUUAUAGAUUAUACCAUAACCGGUGUUACUUGUUUAUUAUUGCUGACCUGAACACAGUGUUUUUUUUUCCGCCUGUUUGGGAACAGGUCCUGUCCCCUAGAAAUUGGGAAUUUUUGAGUCCCGAAAUCCUUCAUAUUGGGAAUUUUCGCGUCGUGAAAUCCAUCAAAUUGGGAAAUAUCAAACAUCAUACAAAUACAUCAACUGGAAUCUAUUUUAUGUAGUAAACAAUGCUUUUAUACACUAUCAAUGGUAUUCUGGGAUAGGGUAUAUCAUAAGUCUGUAUAACAAAUACCAGUUUAUUUAAAAAAAAAAAUAAGAACUGGUUUUCCAGAUAGAAUUAAUGGGUUUUGCCGCAAUAUAACUGAAAAUUGUUUAAAAUGGCAUAAAGCCCAAUUGAACAAUUACUUUGUGUGGCAAUUUGAGAUAACUUGUCUAAAUUAAAAGGACCAGCAGAUGACCAUUGUUAUAAUGGAAAACAGAAAUUUAGGUGGCUAAAUUUAUGCUUGGCUGAUUUCGUUUUGUUCACUUUCUUCAAGUAGUAUUUUGAAUUUUGACUCAUUUUCUGGCUAUUUAUAUAAAAACCACGAUGAGUGUGCAAAAUUGUCGGAAGUAGUUGACUUUAAUUUCCCUGCGAGUAUUUGAAGAGUAAAACAAGAUUUCGGAUUUCCAUAUUUGGGUUUGUUUACUACUUAAAGACGUCGCUAUGUAUAAAACCAAAACCCGGGAAAAAAUAUUUUGUCAAAGACGGCAUUUCGAAAUAUCUAUCAUUCUUUUCGGAUAAGGGUUUUAUUUUGUUUAUUGAAUCUGUAUUUAACGAGAACGUUCAAUAAACAACUGUCACGAACAUGUGAAACAUUGUUAUCGAAGCGUACAAAACAAGGUCAAUUUUACUACUAUUGCCUUAUUUGGUUGACUGUUUCCCUGCCAGCAUUCAAUAAUGCCGCAUUAUGUAUGCCGGCCAGGGAACAGUCAACUUGGUAACUAGAUGGCUCCACCUAUCGGAAGUUGUGUCGGCCUCAUUCUAAAAGAACAACAACUACAACAACAACCGUUUCCUUUUCAUACUUGUUUACUAACUUCUGAAGUUGUUUUGUGACAAAAAAGAUAGUCUAUUUGGGAUUUUUGAAUCGAUACGAGGCCGGUUUUAUAUAAACUAUUUGGGAUAAGACUGUUUUCUAAAUUGGGAAGGGUCCGUCAGCGAGUUGGGACCAGGUCCGGUCCCGAUUGGGAACAGGGCCGUUUACCGGACCCGUUCAACGAAGGAAAAAAACGCUGGAACAAUGUAAACAAACGAGUCCUGCCGAGCGGAUAAAUUGCAUUUGAUUUAAAAUUAAUGUAAAUACUUUGUUGUUAUUGAUAUAACAUACGUGUGCAACAGUUUAACUAUGAAAAAGGGCAUAUAAUAUGUGAAAACGGGAGGUCCGUACCUGUAGCAAAACCCUAGUGGUUUUGGCUAGAAGUACGGAUCCAUACCCCUAGAACGAGAUUCUAGAGGUACAGAUGCGUACCUGUAGUCACUUCCUAAACAGUUCUACAUGUAGAUAUAAACCUAUAUUUUUUUUCUCAAUAGAUUCAAAACAAUUAUGAAUAACAACAGAACUGGAAAUACCCGCGGGCGCGGGAGACCAAAGAAACGACAGUUUCAACAGAAAAAGGAAGGAAGACCAGAUGAUGUUGUUAAAAUGGAUAAGUAUAUGGUUGCUCAGUCUACCACACAGGAAAGUAUAGAAAUAUCCAAUGCUAAUACAAAUGUAAAUAAAACAACACAAAUUUUAACUUUACAAAAUUUGCUUACUCUUGGCCCAAUUAAUGUUUUGUCCGUCACAACUGAGUUUGGUCUACAGGAUUCUGUUCUUGGACCCUGGGAGUAUAAAAAUGAUCGUAACUGCAUCGUAAAGUAUACCAUUCAAGGCUCAGACAUCAGUCAUUCAAUUCGCCUUGAUAACAUGUUAACAAGAGGAAUACCAACUACUGAAAGAUCAUCCCUCGCUUUCCGUUGGUAUUCAUGGAUUCGUUUGAAGGCCAUUGCAAAUCAAAAAAAAUUCCCAAUAAACUCAGUGCUGACGAAUGAGGGUCAAUUUCUUUCACUUCUACACGAAGUAAAUCUUUAUUACACUAAAUAUUCAAAAGCUUGUAGAGAUGAAGGCUUAGAGCCAAAUCGUGGACCACAAUCCCAUGAAGAUGCUUGCAAUUUAGAGCGCCUUCAUUAUUAUGGAAAGGGCACAAUAAAGUACUACAGAAAAACAACUUUCUUGCAGCUAGUUGCAAAAAGAUAUGGAGAAAAUGUAAAGGCUGAAUAUUUGGUAGACCCAACUACACGACUCAUAAGUUGCACAGACUAUGAGGAAAUAUUAAAGGACGUUCAUUCAGAAAUUAUCCACAAUUAUUCAAGACACGAGAAGUUGUUAGAGAACUUUGCUGGGCCUCAAUGUAAUGAGGAUCGUCUUAAUAAUGAAAGGGUCAACUUUGAUGUCAAAUUUACAUCUGCCUCUUCUAAGGCAAAACAGGAACUUAAGAUAGACUCGGACUUGCCUUUACAAAAAGUAUUAGACCAAACAGAAGCAGACACGAGCGAAUUUUACCUUAGAAAAUGCAAUCUUUGCAGCAAAGUCCGAUGGUUAGGAAAGAGAGCAGCUGAAAAGUUUGUCUUGGGCUCAUAUGUAUAUGGUAACCUUCAUAAACAAGUACAAUUCUCCUGCAAUCUGCUUCAUGGCAUUUCAUGUGAUGAGGAAAAUGACAUUAUUCCUCUUCCAUGUUCUGAACAAAGUCCACAACUAUGGGUAGCAUACAACAGUCUGCACGAGUCAAAACUUCCACCAGUUGCUUUUGUGUUGAAAACAAUAAGCGAAGUUAGUGCAGGUGUUGAACAUGUUCAGAUAAUGGCAAAAUAUGCAUGCACGAGUCAAGAAUUUGACAUAAUCAAAGGCAAGGCAGUAUACACUCAGUCUCUGCCUUCGGCAUGUGUGAAGUUUGUUCAAUCUUUGACUACUGGUCGAUUUAAGUCUUGUAAAGAAAUACCUACUUUGAAAAAAGGAAAGCUUAAUAUAAUGAAACCACGCGAAGCUCUUGUUUGUCAAUCAUGGUUAGAUCAUAGCGAGCUGUCAUCUGAAGACCCAUCUGCUCAGCACACUGUCUUAAAUCUAAGUGGAAUUCGUGAUCUCCAUGCAACAUAUGGUGCCAUGAAGAUGAUCCAUUGCUCUCAAUGUGGAAUGUGUUCACCUGGCUUUGAAGCAGAUGCAGCUAAUUGUAUAAACGUCCCUGAAGCUGGCCAACAGAUUCCACUGUCAAACUCUUUUCUUCUGCAAGCUUUAAAGCAGUCUAAGGUCUUAGCAGGGUCUAGUGUCACUCUCGACUCAGCAUUUUCAAGUGCUAGAGUUUAUAAUGAUGAAACAGUAACAGGGGUAUGUACAAAUUGUUCAAAAUUUUGCAAAAUAGAUGAUGGAAUUGUAUCAUUGCUGCACAAAAAGUCUGCUGCUGAAGAGAGUUCUCAGGGAACCACUGUUGAUAGUCAGCAAUCUCUUGAUGACAAUAUUUCAAAUAUAAACCCUUAUGGUCCUGAAAAUCUGAUGGCACUUGAUGUUUUUCAAGAUGAGGCCUCAUAUCAGCAUGCAAUUUUCAUGGACACUUUAUCUCAGGCUGAAAAACUUGUUCUAUCACCAAUCCAUGCUGUAAUUGUUAUAUUGCGUUCUCGCACAAAUAAUAUUCCAUUCUCCAGAUAUGGAUCAAUAUCUUUUGCGAUUAAAGAACCUGUCAAAACUAAAGCUCUUCCUUGGCACACUUUUCAAAAGUUGCCAUUUGUUAUCAUGGUCUCUAAGCAAGAAGAUGGGAGCAUUAAUGAAGCUAAAAUUAAUAUGGCAAAGAUUGUUCAUGCAAAAGAGCUUAUGGAGCGUGAAGUGACUUGUCCUGUAUAUGGUACCAAAAGACCAUUUUACAGGUACUGUGAUAAGGUUCAUACACCUUUUACAGUAGCUGCCAUGGAGAAUCUAGCAAGUCAGCUAUCAGAUACAAGCACAGCUGUUUACCCAAAUGGUUUGAGAAAAAUCAAUGUUGAGCUGAUCCAUGAGCGUGCUUCUAAAAGAUUAACUAUUCAGCUGUUCUCUGAAUGGAUAAACUCUGGUUUUAUUAUCGGAAGUGGCAUAAAAGAUGCGAUUCUAAUUGAAAAUCAAAAAGCCACAUCCAUCUGCCUUAACAUGGAACAAAUUGCAAAUCUAAUAUGGAACGAUCUAGCAAAGUUCAUACUAGAGAGUCAAACUAAUGACAAACUUAACCAUGAUGAAAAUCCAAAUGAAACCAUAAAAAUAACACUCACUGAUGUUGUCUUGUACGGUGUUAAGAGGAAAUGGCUCAAUCCUAGCACAAAUGUUUCAAAUGCAUCACAAAAAAACAUUGAACAGGUAUUAUUACCUGAAGAUGAAUUGAAAAACCUAACCUACCUAUGUUGUGAAGAAGUAGAACUUCUCCUAAGGGAGAGCAGCAAUGAUGAAGGAGAUUCAGGUAGUGUUGCACAUGGUGGAGUUUCUAUCUUGUCUGAAAACCCAGAGCAAAUUCUCAAGAAUGGAAUGCAAAACACUGUGUUACAAAGGAUCUCCGCACCAGAUGUGGACCGCCAGAACCCUGUUGCUGAGGAUACACAAGGAUACCUACAAAUGGCUUUCCCGGAUGUCUUCCUCACUGGUGAUGCAUGUCCACACCAAGAACGUCCCCGUAGCAUUAAAAAUAAAUCAGGCAGCUACAAAUUUGCUUACCUGUAUUGGGUAUGCGCACAAAAACGAGCGAUGGUCAAUACUGAGCUUCAAUUUCUAGUUCAUAGCAUGAUUAAACGAGAACAUAGCAAGGGAAAGGCCAAGCUCGCUCUGAAAAGUGAUGCCUUUGAAACAACUGGAAUACCUGUAAAAGAGGAUUUAAUGCAAAAUGCAGAGCUUCGUGACUGGACCGUAUCAAACCUAAUGAUGUUCAAGUCAUCAAUACCGGAUACAGCUCCAUUCUGGAAAAGGUCAAGGGAUGAUGCAAUAGCUGUUCAACGGGAUUGGGAAGAAAGUGUUCCUUGGCGAAAAGACAAAAUGCCAAUGUCAAUUAUGCUGUUCCAGACUCGUGCUCCACCGUAUAACCAUCACCCGGCAAUUCACAACGUCUGUCCAGGUACAGAGACCCUCUCCAUCCAGAGUGACCAAGAAUUUUUGGAAGGUCGGCGAAGAAACGUACUCCAGUAUCCAAGCAUCGUAUCGUUUAUGUGCGCAUUGAUGGCAGAACUGGACACAACGUUUUUAUCUAGAAUUAGAUAUGAUGGUGAUGCCUAUUUUACACGGUUUGAAUGGGGUGCAAAUGCCAAUCCACAUGCUCAUAGGCUGUAUUUUAGUCGUGAAUUCAGUCAGCACAUGGACAGCUUGAAACAAAAUAUACAAAACUGCCUUCAGAGUGCCAAAGACGAAUGCUUUAAUACUGGCCAGGAUCUCGACAAUCCUCUUGUUCAAGACACUAUCCGUACUAGGGUACUAGACUGUUGGGAUCAUGCUAGGAAGGAUUACAUUGAAUAUAUGCGACCAUUCUACACCAACUGGAAUGCAGGUUUACUUGCAGAUGGUAAAAAUAAGACAUUUGAUUUCAUCUAUGAAAGGACCUCCGCCAUCUGCAGACUUAACAUGGCAAGUGUGAUAGACAAUGCCCUCACAACCGGUGAUUUUUCAACAUUGGACACAAUAUAUGUGACUGUUGUCAAUGGAACAUGUCGCCACUUAGGUCAUACAGGAAUAAACGAUCAGCCUUCAAAGACAGAUAAAUGUGCAGUGGUUAAGAAAAAGCAAUCAACAUGCAAGGAAACAGGGAAUAAACAGUCCACAGAGGUUAUUACCUGUAAAAGGCGAAAACCGCAACCAAUGAAUAAAGUACCCACCAUUGAGCCUGACAAACACAAUAAGAAAAUUUUUCAACUUCAGUUUGAAUGUAACGACAAAUGGUUUAAUGGUCAUGAUCCUUUUGAGAUUCUGCAUGUUCUUAGCAAUGCUGAUGACAAAGCUGUUGUGCCAGAGUUUCUCAGAAAACCUCCAGUAAUAGAGGUCAGUUGUUGCCAAAAUAAAGACAAUAGGGUGCAGGACUUAAAUCUUGAGUUCUUUUCAGAUACUGGUGACUCUGCUACAGAGUAUGUAACUAAAUAUGCCUUUAAAGAUGCAAUUCCCACUAAAACAUCUAACGAAGUGCUCAUAACUGCAAUGGAGAAGUUGCAAGAUGGUGAAUCAAUAAAUCAAGGUGCUGUUCAAAAAAUGUACAAUAGCCAUGCCAUUGCUGGAACAACAUCUAUCUUUCAGGCAACUCACCUCAAUCAAAAUAUCCCACAUGUUCUUUCAAAUGUUAACAUCAAAAGUUGCAGUGUAUCUGGUUUGUCUCUGCUGAGAACUGACUAUGAUAAAAAAGAUGGCGAAGAUUACAUUCUCCCACCUCUCAUUAAACAAUUUGAUGGGCGACAUGGCACAACAGCUGUUUUCAUCGAAUGUGGCAAAGAGUCGCCAAAACUGAAGGCAGAGAUACAAUGCAACAUGUGUCUACAUCAGUUUUGUGACUUGUUUGAUGUUAAAGAAAUUAAACCCAAUGAUGGGGGGGAAAGAUUCUUACAAUUUAAAAGAAGAAGUACUGCAAGAAAUGGCAGAUUAAAUGCAUUAAAGCUGAUACCUUGCCAUGGUAUAAGAAUGGCAAAUCCCCGUGGAAAACAAUAUUGGCACUAUUGUAGAACACUCUGCCUUUGGAAGAUUCCUUGCCACAAAACUACUGACUUCUCACCAAUUGCUGAAGAUGCAGAAUCUUUAAAGAAAGCUUGGAUUGAUCUAUUCAAUCAAACAUUUCUUGAUGGUAAUGGACUUCCACCAUGGGCAUACAAAUUUUGGAAACAUCACCAUCUUCCUCGAAACAACAACUCUGAUUCAGAUUCAUCCUCAGACGAAGAUGUCGAAGAAAACCAGCAAGCUUGUGCAGUAGAUGCAACUGAUGACACUAAUCUUAGCAAAAUUAAAAGCAGUGAAUACGAUUCCGCUUCAAAACCGAUAGCAUGCCCCGGAAAUGAACAGUUUUAUCAAAACCCCGUUGAUCGCUUGCGGUCUGCCCCGCAGCAGGGCAUAGAUUCCAAGCCAUGUUUCAGUGAUUCUGACGUUUUAGCCAAUCCUGAAGGUGUUGAUUUUAUGAAGAGCUGGCUAGGAGAAAAUGUUAUACCUUCUACGGCUGAAAUACACGCUCAUAUUUCAAAUCUCACAAACACACAAGGAGUUUUGUCAAGUAAUUCAUUUGAAGCAUCUUCAUUAAAUGAUAAACAAAAGAUGGCUCAUGACAUUGUUGUUGAUUAUGUUAAAAUUAGAUUAAAUUGGGAAAAAAAUAAACAAGCACCUCCCCCAAACCCCUUGCGUCUCAUUCUAAUGGGCAAUCCAGGUACUGGAAAAAGCUGGACACUAAAAUGCAUUAUAAGCAGUGUAAUAAGCCUCUUACAAUCUAACCCUGAUUCAGAUGCACAGGUAAGCACUUGGACAGACAGAAUCAAACUUGCAGCUCCCACAGGAGCUGCAUCAAGUCAGAUGUACUUCAAGUCAGAGACUUUGCAUAGACUUUUUUGUAUACCUGUCCAUCUAAAUGAAAAAGAUUUGCGUCUGGAAGAAACAUCUGCCACAUAUUCCAGACUUAUGCUCAAUUUUGACCCCAAAAAAUUCUUUCUCCUCAUUGUUGAUGAGUUUUCCAUGUUGUCACGAGAGAUGUUUGCCUUUGUAACUGAACGACUGAUUCAGUGCAACAUUGAUCUCGACAAUAUUGGCAUUGUUCUUAUUGGGGACCCAGCACAGAUUCUUCCGAUUGCAGCUGAACCUCUCUGGAGCGCUCGUUCGUACACGCAUGAAAACAAAAAAUGCAGUUCCCUUUCUAUUAAUGGUUUGAUAAGGUUUAGACAGGUCUUCAAAUUUCCACCGUUACAAACAAUACCAAACUAUGACAAAUGGCAAUCCUUAACAUCGCCUAAAGAUCGUCUUUUAUCAGAUGAUAUUACUGCUUGUCGGAAAGAUCUGAUGCUGGGCCAAUUUGAUGCUGUGUUUUUGACUGAAGUCAAAAGAACAGAUGUUGAUCCCAUUAGUCAAUGUUUCACUGGAAAAGUGCUUGUCAAUAUGAGGUAUGGUAAAAAAUGCAGGGAAAAAGAAAUGCUAUUCCUUAGGAAAAACUGUGCAACAGAACGUGAUAUGAAGAUGGACGGGAAGUGGAACAGUGCACAUAUCAUCCAUGGGUAUCAUUUUCAUUCAAAAAACCAUGAAAAUAGGUCAACUGUUGAGUCUGAAAACGCAAAAGCUCUUCUCAGACAUCACAAAAUAACAGGAAAUCCGAUAAUGCGAAUCGACUCAAUACAUCGUCCAGCAGCAAAAGAAAACAAGCUGAGAGCAAUGUCUGCAAAAGAAUUUGAAGGUGCCCCACCCAGCUGGCACGCAUGCAGGGGAAUGAGAGUCAUGCUCUUACGUAACAUUGCUCCAAGUAUAGGUCUCUACAAUGGAUCAUUACAUACUUUGGUGGGACCAAUAUAUAACAGGGACAGCAUUGUUGCUUCUUUAACUAGUGCAGAUUUGAAAACAGGAGAAUUACAGGACUGCAUUACUACAAAACCAAUCGAUACAUGUGGAAAAGUACAGCAGAUUCCCCCAAAGAGUGUAUUGCUUUCUGUUGAUGAUGUUCCUUAUUGUAAGGAUACUGUUGAUGAGUUUCCUUCAGGCGUACACAUGACCUGUAAGUUUCAGGGUCCUAGUAACCCACCAGAAAUGCCUGAUUUUAUGGUAAUAGAAGCUUCCAAUUACUCGGGCCCAAAUAUUUUAAGAUUACCAGGAUGCGAAAAUUAUGUCCCAAUUCCUCCUGUUGAAAGUUACAAACAAAAAGCUGGGAAGACAAAGUCAAACAUACCCAUGAUUAGAAUCGCCUUGCCACUCGAAGGAGGAGAUGCAGCAACAAGUUUUAAAGGACAAGGAGCUAAUUUCCCAUUGGCUGAAGUUGAUCUGGAUGGCUGGUUUCAUGUGCCUGGCAUAUUCCUGGUUGCCAUUUCUAGGGUUAGAAGUCCCGCCCAUCUUCAUAUACGUACUUUUCCAAAUUACAUGGACCUUAAAGUACAAAGGCUUAAGGAAAAUGUUCUUGAUGCACAAGCAUUUGAAGAAGCCGUAAAAGUUAAGUCUGAACGCAUGUACCGACAUAAAAACUGUGGCGACCCAUUUUGGACUACUCAUUAUAAUGAUUUGGCAGACAGUAUCAUAGAUCAAGCUUUUGCAAAAAGGUUAAGUAUCAAAAAGAACAAAGAGGAAUUGAUUCGCAUCGUGCAACUUAUGUUUAUAGACACCGAUACAAAUGUUAUUAUGAGAGUGCUUGAAAAGUUGAUCGAAACCCAAGAAUAUCUGGUAGCUGAAGCAGCACCACACAUAACCCACUCUGACCCAUCAACAAUAGCCAAGAGAGGUGUCGCCGAGCAGGGCAUAGAUGACAGGUCCCUCGACAUGCGUCAUCGGCUUCUUGUCUAUUCGCCCUGCUCUGGCUGCAUCUGUUGA